AUGAAACCGCGCAAGUAUCCCUGCAGGCCCAGCAGGGUUCCCGUCCACGAGCGUCCCUAUCCGUGCCCAGAAAAAUCGUGCGACAGACGAUUUUGUCGCAGCGACGAGCUGGCGAGGCACGUGCGAAUUCACACGGGACACCGACCCUUCCAGUGCCAGGUGUGCAUGCGGACGUUCAGCAGGAGCGACCACGUGACGACGCACAUGCGCACGCACACGGGGGAGCGACCGUUC
This is a messenger RNA of Helobdella robusta, 234 nucleotides long. RefSeq lists its product as hypothetical. NCBI's taxonomy places the organism in Eukaryota, Metazoa, Annelida, Clitellata, Rhynchobdellida, Glossiphoniidae. The record is from RefSeq and is a predicted model, not a curated record. Gene Ontology annotation, biological process: regulation of transcription by RNA polymerase II. The transcript has a single exon. The annotation marks the transcript as partial. Gene Ontology annotation, molecular function: DNA-binding transcription factor activity, RNA polymerase II-specific; RNA polymerase II cis-regulatory region sequence-specific DNA binding.